This is a messenger RNA of Diutina rugosa, 1374 nucleotides long. It is a transcript of the gene PRP42, whose product is annotated as mRNA splicing protein. The record is from RefSeq and is a predicted model, not a curated record. Bases 1 to 1374 code for a protein of 457 amino acids. Gene Ontology annotation, molecular function: protein binding. Gene Ontology annotation, biological process: mRNA 5'-splice site recognition; RNA processing. The transcript has a single exon. Gene Ontology annotation, cellular component: U1 snRNP; commitment complex; U2-type prespliceosome. NCBI's taxonomy places the organism in Eukaryota, Fungi, Ascomycota, Pichiomycetes, Serinales, Debaryomycetaceae.
AUGGACCCAUCUUCGACUGAGCUCGAAUGGAUUGCGGCGUCCACCGCGUUAUUGCGGUCUCCGGACGACCUAGAGCUAUGGAAAAAGCUCACCCAAGUAUCCCUGGACAAAUUGACAAAGGCAUCCCCCGCGCAGGACGUGGCCCUUGCUCGUCAGCUGUAUGACCUGCUUCUCGAACGUUUUCCUCUAUUAUACAACUACUGGAUCCAGUACGCCGAGUUGGAGCUUCGGAUUGGCAAUACCAAGCGAGCGGAGCUGGUAUAUCGUCAAGGACUAGGUAAACUCCUGUAUUGUGUGGAACUUUGGGUUACCUUUCUCGAAUUUAAGGUGUCGACAUUAACCAAUAACCUUGACGAGUUAUUCGAGAUGUUUGAGAUGGCUCGAGGCAAGAUUGGAUACCACUACCACGCCUACGAGUUCUACCGCCUAUAUCUCGAUUUCUUACAGCAUUAUGGCUUUGAAAAACAGUACUACGUCCUAUUGCGCAUAGUGCUUGAGGUGCCAUUAUACCACUACCUGUAUUUCUUUAAAAAGUGGUUUGACACCAUCGCCCGGUUCAACCAGCUUGAAGGGACCGACCGUGAGCAUUUACUCAACUUGGUGGUGCCAGCAUCGGAGAUGGAAAAAGCCAAACGCUUCGACAACAAACAAUUGGUGAUGUACCUCAAAAAGUACUUUGUCGACAUGUACAUUGCUACUCAGUUUCGAGUGUUUGAAGUAUAUCCGCUUGAGAAAGAGCUUGAUAGACCAUACUUUGAUGUUGCCCCUCUCAGCAAACAACAGUUAGAUGCAUGGGAGGCGUAUACCACGUUCGUUGAGUUGCGAAGUACUUCAGAGGCGGCGAUCACACUUGCAUACGAAAGAGCAGUUGUGGCUACUGCCAGUUAUCCUCAACUAUGGCAUCAAUAUCUUCGGUGGACUAAAAGUCGUCAGCGGCGAAUGCAAAUAUUACGACGUGCUAUGCGAUAUUGUCGGGAUCCUGUGUUUGUCGUUAAACUAGCCGACGAGUACGCUCAAAGACAACAGUUUUUAGCCGCCCGUGAUGUCGUCGUUGAGGCAAUCGCUCACAGCUCCGACGUUCCGUUCAUGUGGUACGAACUGCUACUUCUGUUGGAAUGGAGUAUGAGCGCUAAAGACAAAGAUGCUGAGUCUUACUGGCGAGGCAUAUUUGAGGAAAUAAUUGCCACGACUAACCUGGAUUACUGGUUCAUUCAUAUGCUCAACUAUAGUGUCAGCAAAGAAACCAAAUUCGCUAUACUUGAGCAUUACGCCGCUGACUUUGGAUCGCGGCCACUUUAUCAACGAGCUCGGUCUACACUUGACGGCCCCCCAGCCCCGCCUACUUAUGAUGAAAUGAUUGCAAAAUAUCUUUAA